GGACACCUUCCUCUGCUCGUUUGUGCAGUCAUGCAAGGACAGUCAAAUAAGCGGAACAGCAAGUCCAAUAUAAGGAACAGCUGAUCACAACCGUAUUAGAUACCGAGUAAGUAAGGUGGUGAUUCCACGUCUGUACACAGAUCGGCAGAGGAGUUUUUUUCAAACGGGAGGAACGAUUCUCAAGGCAAAACGAGCCAAUUCUACUGAGCCUAAUGGCUUUUUCAAGAAAUGACAUUGCAAGAUACCUUUUUGUGAUGAUAUGGAUGAUUAUAAAUGUUGCACUCUUUGCCUCAACAUACAUGAAAUAUGGCACAACGAAAAAGUAUCAUUAUUUGAGGAUUAUUGUCAAGGGUGGACUCCCUUUUGCCCGAGGUGCUGCAAUGGUGUUAAACUUCAACUGCAUGUUAAUCCUGCUAUCCAUGUGUCGUAAUAUCAUCUCUCUUAUCAGAAGUAAUCUCAAUUGUGGUUGGUGUGGAAGCAUUAUAAGCCUUUUGGACAAGAAUAUAACUUUCCAUAAGUACUGUGCUUACACUAUCUGCUUUUUCACUGUGGUUCAUAUAUGUGGCCACUGUUUCAACUUGACAAACCUUGUUGAGAGCCAAUCAAAGGCAGACACAGAGAUUGAACAGCAUCUGAGUCAGUUAGAUAACCCUUGGCUAAAUCCUAUCCGAGAAUCUGGAGUUGAUCCUGUAUCAGGAUUGUUUCAGACAGUUGCUGGGGUCACAGGUGUGGUGAUGACAUUGUCAUUAAUUCUCAUGAUAUCGUCAGCAACUGAACUGAUAAGGAGAUCCUACUUUGAGACCUUUUGGUUCACUCACCAUUUGUUUGUUGUCUUCUUUGGCUGCCUUGUUGUGCAUGGCACUGGGGAUCUUCUACGUUUUCAAACUAACAUGGAUGAGCAUGAUCCAGAAAUCUGUGAUAAUGUAAAUUACUGGAAAAAUCAUUCAACCAGCUGCUACAAAUUUAGACCACAGCUAAAAGCACCUGGAGCAAUGACUUGGAAGUUUGUGAUCUUUCCCAUGAUCCUGUAUGGUGCAGAACGGUUACUCAGAAUAUACAGAUCAUUUCAGAAGGUGACAAUUCUUAAGGUAAUAAAACAUCCAUCUAGGGUGCUUGAAAUUCAGAUGAAGAAGGAUGGAUUUAGAUGUGAAGCAGGACAGUACAUUUUUCUGAAGUGUCCUAAGAUCUCACAUCUGGAGUGGCAUCCUUUUACUUUAACAUCUGCCCCUGAGGAGUCCUACUUCAGUGUUCACAUCAGAAAUGCUGGUGAUUGGACAGACAGUCUACACAGAGAGUUUGGAGCAAAUGAUGGUGGAAUGAAAGAUAUAAGCUCCUGUCCAAGGUUGGCUGUCGAUGGCCCUUUUGGAACAUCAAGCACUGAUGUGUUCAAAUAUGAUGUCAUUAUGUGUAUUGGAGCUGGUAUUGGAGUAACUCCCUUUGCAUCAAUAUUAAAGUCUGUGUGGUAUCGUCAAAACAAAAGUUAUUCUGACCUAAAGAUCCAGAAGGUGUAUUUUUUCUGGAUCUGCCGAGAUGAAAAGGCCUUUGAAUGGUUUACAGACCUUUUAAGGUAUUUGGAAAUUCAGAUGGAAGAAAUGAAUAUGAAAAACUUUGUGGAAUAUCACAUAUAUCUCACAGGAUGGGAUACUAAAUUGGCAAUUCAGUCAAUUAUACAUCAGGGUGAAGAAGAUAACAUAACACAUUUGGAUGCUAAGACACAGUAUGGCAGACCAGAGUGGAGCAAGAUUUUUAAGGGUAUUGGGGAGAAACACAAAGGGACAGAAAUUGGGGUCUUUUUCUGUGGACCAAGUGGUUUAUCACAUGUGUUACACAAAAAAGCCAACCAGUACAGUAAUCCAAGUACAGGAGUCAAGUUUUGUUACAACAAAGAAAAUUUCUAGAGUAGUUAUACAAUUGAAUGAAAAAAAUUAAGACUAAUUUCUUGGAAGAGCACAGAUGGCUAUCUUGUCACAAUAUAAUAUGCAGUCGGCUUCUUAUUUGACUGAACACUUAAAUUGAAUAUUAACACCUUGAUAUAUUUCUAUCUUGCAAAACUAUCUGGUAAUCAACAUUAUUAAAUCCUUUAACUCCC
Messenger RNA from Pocillopora damicornis (cauliflower coral), 2089 nucleotides. Its product is annotated as NADPH oxidase 2. Gene Ontology annotation, biological process: superoxide anion generation; defense response. Gene Ontology annotation, cellular component: plasma membrane; NADPH oxidase complex. Gene Ontology annotation, molecular function: superoxide-generating NAD(P)H oxidase activity. Lineage: Eukaryota; Metazoa; Cnidaria; Anthozoa; Scleractinia; Pocilloporidae. The record is from RefSeq and is a predicted model, not a curated record.